Molecule: messenger RNA, 1964 nt
Organism: Notolabrus celidotus (New Zealand spotty)
Lineage: Eukaryota; Metazoa; Chordata; Actinopteri; Labriformes; Labridae
Gene: prpf18
Product: PRP18 pre-mRNA processing factor 18 homolog (yeast)
Exons: 10
Coding region: 120-1145 (341 amino acids)
Biological process (GO): generation of catalytic spliceosome for second transesterification step; RNA splicing
Cellular component (GO): U5 snRNP; U4/U6 x U5 tri-snRNP complex; U2-type post-spliceosomal complex
Source: RefSeq, a predicted model, not a curated record
UACUUGAGUAAAUCGUUUGUCUUCCGGUUUAGACAUUCUGCUGCUAACGCUGGAACAGUUCCUCAUGUGUGUGUUUACUUACUGAAAUAAAAGAGUAUUGAGCACAUUUCUUUACCGAAAUGGAUAUACUGAAAGCUGAGAUCGCACGGAAAAGGAAACUUCUGGAAGAGAAGCAGCUUGUUGACGACUCUAAAAAAUUCUUCAAAAGGUCAGAACUCGCUCAGAAGGAAAAAGAAGACUACUUCAGAAGAUGUGGAUACAAGAUUGAUAACAAAGAAGAAGAUGAACCUUCCACUUCAGCUAACCCAGUGUUAGAAAUGGAACUAACAGAAGAGAAGCUGCCAAUGACACUGUCACGACAGGAGGUUAUUAGACGGCUUAGAGAACGAGGGGAACCAAUCAGAUUGUUUGGAGAAUCGGACUAUGAUGCCUUCCAGAGACUCAGGAAAAUUGAGAUCCUGACCCCAGAAGUAAACAAGGGUUUGAGAAAUGACCUGAAGGCUGCUAUGGACAAGAUCGACGCACAGUACCUGAACGAGAUUGUUGGAGGAACAGAGUCUGGAGAACAGGACACGCAGCACGACCUGAAAGUGCAUGAAGAAAACACCACGAUAGAAGAACUGGAGGCUCUUGGAAAAACGCUGGGCACAGGAGAUGACCACGGAGACCAAGAUGUUAUUGACAAGUUUUUGAGGUUUCUCCUCGGUGUGUGGGCCAAAGAUCUCAACCGUCGAGAGGACCAUGUGAAACGAAGUGUUCAGGGCAAACUGGCCAGUGCAACCCAUUCACAGACUGAGUCUUACCUCAAACCUCUGUUUAGGAAGCUCAGGAAGAAGAGUAUACCAGCUGACAUCAAAGAGUCAAUCACAGACAUCAUAAAAUUCAUGCUUGAGAGAGAAUAUGUCAAGGCAAAUGAUGCCUAUCUGCAGAUGGCCAUUGGUAAUGCUCCCUGGCCUAUUGGUGUGACAAUGGUGGGUAUCCAUGCCCGUACCGGACGAGAAAAGAUCUUCUCCAAGCAUGUGGCCCACGUUCUUAAUGACGAGACACAGAGAAAAUACAUCCAGGGACUGAAGAGGCUAAUGACUAUCUGCCAGAAACACUUCACAACAGAUCCAUCUAAGUGUGUAGAGUACAACGCUCUUUAACUUCUAACUCCGCCUUUCAUACACCAAGGUGGCCUGGUUCAGUGUAUCAUAAGUCAAAUGGGAUGUUUUUUAACAGACACAAAUAAAGAGACGGCUCAUGAUUUCUUAAAGUCUUGUAAAUCGAGGACCUUCUGUACAUACAUCUACUUUCUGAGAAAAUACAUGGUUUAAACAGAAUAUGUCAUAAGCAUUAUCACAAUGUAAUUUGUACCUGGAGAAAACGUAACCCUUAAGUCUACGUAGACUGCAUCUGGCAUGCCAUUGAUCAUCACAUUUCCUCUGUCAGGCUGGUUAAUGAAUCCUCUGAUGUGUCUAAAGGAUGCUGCAGCAUGUACAGCCCAAAAAAAAUCUAUCCUAAGUCUUGCCCAGUGAAUAUUGGAUUACAUGCAUUUUUCAAAGACUUGUUUUUAUGUUGUGGCAGGCUAAGUAUUAUUUACCAAGGGAGAUCAAGCUGUGUAAGUUUUAUUACACCUGUGAUGUCACAUCUUUCUUUUUUUUUGCUGACAAGCCAGAAAGAAAUUAGAUUUAGUUUACUAUGUAUGUUUUCAGCAGAUCAUUGAACCAAUCAUUGAGUCUCUUUGCUGUCCUAGUGAGAAAAUAAAGUGUGUUUAUUAUACCAGCUGUUUCAGUUGUGAUGAAAAGCAAAUUUAGUCUCUUGAAUAUUAUUUUUGUUUUGUUAUUCUGGAGAUUUGCUCUCUCGUCUCUCACAGCUGGAUUGCUGAACUGGACUAUAUUCAGCCAGCAUGGAUUUGUUUUGUUGCCAGCACAUGUCUCUGCAGGGAAACAUUUUUGAAUAAAGGACUCUCCUCUGUAAGUGUA